Molecule: messenger RNA, 1608 nt
Organism: Molossus molossus (Pallas's mastiff bat)
Lineage: Eukaryota; Metazoa; Chordata; Mammalia; Chiroptera; Molossidae
Gene: BORCS7
Product: BLOC-1 related complex subunit 7
Exons: 9
Coding region: 469-873 (134 amino acids)
Cellular component (GO): BORC complex
Source: RefSeq, a predicted model, not a curated record
AAAUAGCCCGUUGAAGUAUGGACUCUAAUUAUUCCCGCUUGAUUAAUGGGAGUGAGGCAUUCAGAGUUGUUGACUGACUUGUCCGCAAUCACACAGCUAAUGAGAGGUAGAGCUCGGAUUUGAACCCACAUUUGUCAUGUUCGUGUCAUGGGAAGAACUUGCAAAGCCUGACUUCUUACCUUCUGUAACCGGUUGGUGUGGAACUCUCCUGCUCACACAGCCCUUUGUGCUUUUCAUCCUCACCAGAGUCUCACAAUGGGCAGCACAGGUGGAAUAAUAAUAGAGUCUACUUCUCAGAGCUAUGAUUCAACGAGAUCAUGCAUGUAAAAGUGCUGCCUGGCAUGAAGAACACAAGACGCAGAGGUUGAAUAAUUUGCAGUCACACCAAUGGCACAAUUGGGAUUGUAAUCAGGCCCUUCUAAUUUUAAACUAUGGAUUUACUGAAACUGUCCUCCAUUCUCUCCAGAGAUGUUUGCCCGGGAUUUGUCUUCUUCUAGCUCUUUUGGCCCCGGCGACUCGCCAUCGUCCGUGCGGAGGCGUUCACUAGCUGCGGUGAUGGCGACUGGGACGCCAGAUUCGCAGGCGCGAUUCGGUCAGUCCGUGAAGGGGCUUCUCACAGAGAAGGUGAACACCUGCGGUACUGACGUGAUCGCCCUCACUAAGCAGGUGCUGAAAGGCUCCCGGAGCUCCGAGCUGCUAGGUCAGGCAGCUCGAAACAUGGUACUACAGGAAGAUGCCAUUUUGCACUCAGAAGAUAGUUUGAGGAAAAUGGCAAUAAUAACCACACAUCUUCAGUACCAGCAAGAAGCUAUUCAGAAGAAUGUUGAGCAGUCAUCAGACCUACAGGACCAAUUGAAUCAUCUGUUGAAAUAGAAUGGCUCAUAAGAAGGCUUUGCCUGAUGCUGAAGAGGAAAUAUCUACCACAACCACUGUGCUGUGGGUUGUUUUCUAUUUUUUUCUCUAGAAUUUAAUUUAGAAAACGUUUGUGGUGAUGCACAGUUUCUCCUGAAAAGAAGCUAGGUGAUUAAAUUUGGAAGCACUUCUUGAAUCAGACUAACCCAUGCUCUUCUUGAAUUUUUAAGUUGUUCUAUUGGUUUGAUAUGAAAGCAAAAUUAAAAGUUGUCUUAGUUUUUUUCCAUAGAACUUCAGUGUCAAAAGCCAUAUUGUCUAAGUGUGAUUCUUAAACAAAUAUCGAGUAGUGUUUUAAAUUCAGAAAUAGAGCUUCUAUUGUGAACAUAGAAGAAUGGUUAAUAUUCCUUUUAAAGAAUUUUUUCUUUUAAUCAUAAAUUCAGGAAAUAUUUUAAUUUCCUGGUCACAGAAUGGUGAUAGGUAACACCUGUUUACUUUUCUAGUAACUCAGGGGAUAUUUAUUUUAUUUAUUAUAGCAAACAUCUAAAUGAAAUUAGGCAAAUUUCAUCAUAUCUGCCCAGCUGCAAACUCCUGCCUUGACCUGCAUUCCUAGGGUUUCUUUGUUGUUGUGAUUCUUGAUUAUGUGGCCUUGUGUUCAUUUUGUAAUACCGCUAGUAAUCAGCAAAUUCACUUGUAUGACAUUUAUCAAAUGUGAAGGCAGUUGAAUUACUGUGAGUGAUUGUAGUGUAAGAUUGUACC